UAAUAAUAACUUCUAAUAAUGCAGACAAUGACCUACCUUUAAAGGUAAGGAACCAAGGAACUGAAUUAUGAUGCAGUAAAAUAUUGUUGUAUUUCUUGAAGUUUCUUCUGUUUCAGGAUGCCUGAACAGUCGGCUCUUCCUCGUCUGCACAUUCUGUUGCUCUGUAUUUUGGGUUCAACAUUUCUGGCCCAUGGCUUCCCUCGACCACGACUCCCUCUGAGGACGACUGAUGGGUCGGAGGAACCAAAAGAACAUACCUGGGAUGUCUUCUUCCCUUCUGUUGCUAUGCGGGACUGGAGCAUUAGUUUGAUGUCAGGCCCCCGUCCUGAAACCAAACGGCUGAUGACGAAGACCUGGCUAACGGCUCCAGAGAGUGAAGAAGCAGGGUUGUACGACAUGGUAAAUAACGAUGGUCUGUAUGUUGCUAGAAUGGACCAAGCCUGGUCGUCUGAAUGGCCGUCUCGAGAAGCUGGGAUGACAAAGAGAAACAUGGUGGUGGCUGACGACGCCGCCUUCAGGGAGAAGAGCAAACUCCUCACCUCCAUGGAGAGACAGAAGUGGCUCAACACCUACAUGCAGAAACUACUGGUGGUUGACUCUUCCUGAUGGAUUCUGUCUGCCGUCACUGCAAGGCAAAAUGGCUGCCGUCACUUUUCUGCCAGCGUCUGAGAUGAGGGAGUUCAGGGAUUAUAGGUUGAGGAAUGACACGCCGUUUUGCUUUUAUAGUGCUUUACUUUGGCCUCUGAAUUAAACAAACUAAUCUAUGAACACUUAAUAAACACCUGGAAAUGUGAAAGUCAUUCUGUUUGUGACCAAUAAAAAAGGUGCAAAUGAUUUCAAUUGGUGCAAGUUUGUCAAGUUUGCAAGGUUAAUCCCUAAAUGCAUCACACACACAUUUCUAAAAUCUGAACCAACUGGUGCACCAUGGGACUUUCCUAAAAUACUGUAGGUGCUGUAACUCAAAAAGGUUGGGGAAACACUGUACUAUACUUACCAAUAUAGUAUGAGUGCAGUGGUUCCUGCAACUGCUUAAAUGCAGAAGGUCCUGGGUUCCAGCCCCAGAGGAACCACAUAGGUGGCGCCUCCUGGGAGCAGCCUGUUGCAGCAGAUCUGCAGUUCACCCAAGAAUUUCCCCAGAGAUCAAUUAGGGUAGGGAUUAUGAUUGUUAAAACAAAUGCUUGAGGAGUAGCCAUUUAUUCCUUUUCCAUAAAUGAGGUGUAGCAAAUGACAGUGAAUUUAAAAUAAUGUAAACUAUGUACAUCGUGCUGGUACGAUCUGAUUAUCUGUAAAAGUCCAAACAUAUACUCUCCCAUGCAUGGAUUUUAACAUGAAAUUCCUUCUUUUUUUUCAUUUGGGGCUGU
This is a messenger RNA of Cynoglossus semilaevis (tongue sole), 1361 nucleotides long. It is a transcript of the gene pth2, whose product is annotated as parathyroid hormone 2. Gene Ontology annotation, biological process: neuropeptide signaling pathway. NCBI's taxonomy places the organism in Eukaryota, Metazoa, Chordata, Actinopteri, Pleuronectiformes, Cynoglossidae. Gene Ontology annotation, cellular component: extracellular region. The record is from RefSeq and is a predicted model, not a curated record. The transcript has 3 exons. Bases 118 to 606 code for a protein of 162 amino acids.